Messenger RNA from Hevea brasiliensis (rubber tree), 3264 nucleotides. RefSeq lists its product as uncharacterized. Bases 213 to 2774 code for a protein of 853 amino acids. Lineage: Eukaryota; Viridiplantae; Streptophyta; Magnoliopsida; Malpighiales; Euphorbiaceae. The record is from RefSeq and is a predicted model, not a curated record. The transcript has 4 exons. Gene Ontology annotation, molecular function: transcription corepressor activity. Gene Ontology annotation, cellular component: nucleus.
CUCUCUCUCUCUCUCUUCCCCCUGAGAGAACACAAAAACAGCGAAAAUUUUCUUUUUGCAGUCUAUAUUCCUCUAUUCCCUUCCUUCUCCUCAACAAUUCAACCUUCGUUUACAUGACAUCUCUACUUUCUCCUACAAGGUUUUCUCUUCUUCGUGGGUUUUAACGUUCAAGUUCUUCCUAGGAGAUUGAUUCUGUUUCUCUACAUUGUGACAUGGAAGAUAAUCAAGAUGAAUAUGCUGAGCAAUCAUUUUCUUCAUCUCCUUAUGAAAUGGGAGAUAUUUUUGGAGAUCCACAGGUGCUUCCUCAUGUAGGAGAUGAAUAUCAAGCAGAAAUUCCUCCUCUAAUUGCAGAAUGUGAUCUUUUACAGCUUAUAAAUACAUCAAGAAAUUCAGAUUUCAUGCUCAAUAUUCACCAGCCUUUUCUACUGGGAUUACCCCUCCCGCUUAUGUGGUCACAUGCUGGAGUUGAAAGCAUUAAUGGGACAGUAGAAUUUGAAAACAGUGAGGAGAGCCAAAUUACUUCCAACAAUGAAUCUCCAGAACAUAAAGUUGAGCCAUUGGAUACUAUAUCAGGCUAUGGGAAAAAUAUAGGAAUUCAUUCAAAUAUUCAACAGGCAGCUGGAAGUGAUAAGAUGGAAGUCGACUCAGUCCUUCUGCCAGAAUCUGCAAUCAAAAUGGAUCUAUUAGAAAGAGGUUUCUGUCCUCUGCCUGGCUUGUUGGGUGAAUCAUGGACAGAUGUUGAGCAUGAUAGUUUUCUUCUUGGUUUAUACAUAUUUGGGAAGAAUCUUGUUGCUGUGAAGAAGUUUGUCAGUAGUAAAAAGAUGGGGGAUAUACUGUCUUUCUAUUAUGGAAAGUUUUACAGGUCUGAUGGAUAUUACAGGUGGUCAGAGUGCCGAAAGCUAAGAAGCAGACAAAGUAUCCAUGGACGAAAGAUAUUUACAGGGUGGAGGCAACAGGAACUAUUAUCACGAUUAUUUUCUCACGUUUCACAAAAAUGUCAGGGUGUGUUGCUCGAGGUAUCUAGGGCAUUUACAGAAGGGAAGAUUUCAUUUGCAGAAUAUGUUUUCACUCUAAAAGGUGCAGUUGGCAUCAAUAUGCUUAUAGAAGCAGUGGGCAUUGGCAAAGGGAAGCAUGAUCUCACUGGCACAGCCAUGGAGCCAAUAAAGCCCAAUCAUACAAUUUCUGUUCGUCCUGAAAUACCAAUCGGCAAGGCCUGCUCCUCUCUUACAUCUGCUGACAUUAUCAAGUUUCUGACAGGAAAUUUUAGGUUAAGUAAAGCCCGAUCCAGUGAUCUCUUCUGGGAAGCUGUUUGGCCUAGACUUUUAACAAAAGGAUGGCACUCUGAGCAGCCUAAGGAUAAUGGCUUUUCUGGUUCUAAGCAUUCUUUGGUAUUUCUCAUUCCCGGUGUUAAAAAAUUUUCAAGGAGAAGACUUGUGAAAGGUAACCACUAUUUUGAUUCUGUUAGUGACGUCUUAAAUAAAGUUGCAUCAGAACCAGGACUACUUGACCUUGAAACUGAAACAGCCAAUGCCAGCCAACAUAAGGAAGAAUGUGGAUGGGACCCAUCCUUAAAAGAGGACCAAGAUGAUGUGUCAAGCAAGCAACGCCGUUGUUACCUCCAGCCUCGUACUCCAAAUUAUAAUCGGCAUGUACAGAAAUUUACAGUUGUUGAUACCAGUUUGGCUCAUGGAGCAGAACAACCUAAGGUGAGAGAGCUCAGAAGUUUACCUGUUGAAACUACUAGUGUAUCUACCUCAUCUAGUCUUUCUAGUGAAACUGAAGAAGAUACAUCAGAAGACUCACAAGAGGAAUCAGAAGAAAUUAACACCUCAAAUCCAGCUGAUGAUGUGACUGAGAAGAGAAUUUGUGUUGACUCAUCAUAUUGUACAAGUAGUCUUCUAAAUAGUGGCACUCAUAGCAAUCCUGAUCCCAGUACUGCAGCUGUGGAAAUAAGUCUAAUUAAUGACAAUGAGGAAAGGAAGACUCUGAAGUAUCAAUUCAGCAGGAAGGUAAAGUCUGGUUGCUCAAAAUAUUUGGUUCCUAUUACGAAGCAGCAGGAUACUAUUGCUUGUGACCCUGGGCAAUCGAACUGGAGCACUAAAAAUAUGUCUACGGACAAGAAUUUAAAUAUAGAAGAUGAGUCCCACUACAUAUCAAAAUCGCCUGACGCAUGUGAGGACAGGAUUUUCCAGGUGGGCCCACCUCAAAUUUCGCCGUUUCCCAGUUCUUUGGCUAAAGACAGGCCAACUGAGAGCAAUGAAGGAAUUGUUGGUGAGAAUUUCCUAGGUAGAGAAGCAUCUCCAGAAAAACCUCAAUCCCUUAAGUUGAUUGACUUGAACUUCCCUCAUGUAUCACCGGAUUUUGCAGCUGAAGAACAUAUUAUGACAGAUGUUGAGCAAAACAAUGACAGUUCAUCCUUUCUGUCUGGAACAGGCCAGCAACCUGAGUCUUUUAAGAUCUGUGACAAUGGAGUUGAUCCAAGGCAGCAACCUCUAGUAAAUAACCGGAGGCAGAGUACAAGGAACCGGCCAUUGACCACAAAGGCAUUGGAAGCUUUAGAAUUAGGAUUUUUCAACACAAAGAAAAAAAGAAAAGGUGCAGGCAUACCUGAAAGUAACUCGAUAUCAAUGCCUUCUAGGCGAGUUCGUGGAAGGGUCAGUUUUAAAGCAACUUCCAAGGAAGGUGCUGUGAAUGAGGUCGCAGACUCCAGAACAGGGGAUAUUUCGGAUGGCUUCCACAAUAACACUGACAUGGUCAAUUUCUCUCAGGUUUAAUGCAUGGAAAAAGGACAUGGAUGAUAUUGGUCUUCUCUAUGUUCUGUCACUGGUUAAAAAUUUUGCAAUGCUUCCCUAAUCAUACUAGAAAAGAGCAGGAAUGCCUUGUUCAGUCACCCAACCAUUUGCACACACGCAGCAUAUGUGGCUGCAGGGAAAAUCGAGUAUCACAUUAGUCAGAUGAAAGCUUAGAGGGGGACAUUGCCAAAAGCAUGUAACAAGGUGCCACUUGACCAUAACAUCUUGGAGUAACUGAUGUAUAUGGCAGUUUCUUUGCAAGGGAGGUUCUGCUUGAGGUAUCACAUCCCCAACCUUGACGAAGAAACAGAUAAUUGUGAAUUUGUGAAAUAGCUUGUUGGUCCUUAUCAUAUACAGGUGAAUAUACAUAUUAUUACAUUGUGAAAUAAAAAAAUAUAUAACAUCUCUCGUGAAAUUUGUAGAACUUGAAUGGAAUAAUGGUUUAUGACAUAUGGCUAUAUGCUUUUAGUUC